Physeter macrocephalus (sperm whale) is the source of this 5413-nucleotide messenger RNA. It is a transcript of the gene BLM, whose product is annotated as BLM RecQ like helicase. The coding region runs from base 92 to 4285 and encodes 1397 amino acids. Gene Ontology annotation, biological process: telomere maintenance; double-strand break repair via homologous recombination; DNA replication. The record is from RefSeq and is a predicted model, not a curated record. The transcript is spliced from 23 exons. Gene Ontology annotation, cellular component: nucleus; cytoplasm; chromosome. Gene Ontology annotation, molecular function: ATP binding; DNA binding; hydrolase activity, acting on acid anhydrides, in phosphorus-containing anhydrides. NCBI's taxonomy places the organism in Eukaryota, Metazoa, Chordata, Mammalia, Artiodactyla, Physeteridae.
GAAGUGAGCUGGCGCGCGGCGUCGGGGCGCGGCUGCGGCGCGGGGAGUUUGGAUCGUGGUUCCGCCCGCUUCGAGACUGUGGGAGAGGAUCAUGGCUGCUGUUCCUCAGAAUAAUCUACAGGAGCAACUGGAACGUCAUUCAGCCAGAAAACUUAAUAAUAGAUUAAGUACUUCAAAACCAAAAUCUUCAGGUUUCACUUUUAAAAAGAAAGUAUCUUCAGCCAACAAUGUAUCUGUAACUAGUGUGUCAGUAGCAAAAGCUCCUGUGUUGAAUGAUAAAGAUGUUAAUAUUACUGAGGCCUUUUCCUUCAGUGAACCUUUUCCCCACACCACAAAUCAGCAGACAAAGAUCAAUGACUUUAAAAAUACUCCAGCUGGACAGCAAACUAAGAGAGUUGGUUCAAAACCAUUAUUGCCAAAUUUGUCACAGGUUCCUCAGGAAGUUUUAUGCACUACCCAGAACACACUGGUUGUAAAGGAAUCCUGCGAUGCUACUUUCAAGAAAUUAGAAUUUAGUUCUUCAUCAGAUUCUCUUAUUACCUUCAAUGAUUGGGAUGAUAUGGAUGACUUUGAUACUUCUGGAGAUUCAAAAGCAUUUGUGACACCACGCCAAAACCACUUCAUAAGAGUAAGCACUGCUCAGAAAUCAAAAAAGUCUAAGAGGAACUUUCUAAAAGCACACCUUGAUAAAACAAAUACAGUAAAGACUGAUUUGACUCCUUCCUCCUCUGAGAGCAAGCAGGCAUAUUUGACUAAGAAACAGAAGGAUGACUCAGAAUGGUUAAAUAGUGAUGUGAUUUGCAUUGAUGAUGACCCCAAUUCCGAAGAGCUUAUAAAUGAAGAUACUCAGGAAAAUCACCCUUUAAAAACUCAUUUGGGAGAGGAAAGAGAUAAUUGUGAAAAGAAGAAAAACUUGGAAGAAAUGGAAUUACAUUCAGUUGAGAAAUCUUCAUGUGUUGAGCUUGAUGAAGAUGAUUAUGACAUAGAUUUUGUUCCACCUUCUCCAGAAGAAGGAAUGACUUCAACCUCUUCAUCCUCUUUAAAAUGCUCUAGUGUGUUGAAGGAUCUUGACACCUCUGACAGCAAGGAUGGUCUUAGCACAUCAGAAGACUUGUCAAAAUCGGAGAAAAUGACUACACAGCAGCCUAAUCAAGAAACCAGCACAAGCUAUGAUGCUCGACAGAUAAGUUUACAGCAACAACUUAUUCAUGUGAUGGACCGUAUCUGUAAAAUAGUUGACACUAUUCCUGAUGACAAGCUGAAAACUUUGGAUUGUGGGAACGGACUGCUCCAGCAGCGGGACAUAAGAAGGAAACUCCUAGCUGAAGCAGAUUUUAAUACGAGUGAUGCCAGUGUUCUUGGCUCAUUGUGGAGAUGCAGGCCUGAUUCACUUGGUAGUUCUGUGGAGGAUAUGGCAUCUGUUUCCCCACCUUGUGCAUUUCCAAAGGGUGAUGAUUUCUGCCCUACAGGGAAUUCUGUUAAGGAGGUCACUUUUCCAAACCUUCCUUCAAAUUCCAUUUCUACUGGGGAGUGUUUACUGACUCCUACCCCAGGAAAGACAGGAUUCUCAGCCACCACCAAGAAUCUCUUUGAAAGACCGUUAUUCAAUUCCCAUUUACAGGAGUCCUUUGUAAGUAGCAACUGGGCUGAAACACCAAGGGUAGAAAAAAGAAAUGAAAGCUCUUAUUUCCCAGGAAAUGUUCUCACAAGCACUGCUGUGAAAGAUCAGAAUAAACACACUACCUCUAUGAAUGACUUGGAAAGAGAAAUCCAGGCUUCCUAUGAUAUUGACAAUUUUGACAUAGAUGACUUUGAUGAUGAUGAUGAUGACUGGGAAAAUGUGAUGCAUAAUUUAGCAGCCAGCAAGUCUUCCACAGCUGCCCAUCAGCCUAUUAAGGAAGGUCGGCCAGUUAAAUCAGUAUCAGAAAGAAUUUCUUCUUCAGCCAAGACAGACUGUCUUCUGGCAUCUACUGCUCAGAAUAAAAACUUCUCAGAGUCAAUUCAGAAUUACACUGACAAGUCGGAGCAAAAUUUAGCAUCCAGAGAUCUGAAACACGAGCGUUUCCAAAGUCUUAAUUUUCCUCAUACAAAAGAAAUGAUGAAGAUUUUUCAUAAAAAAUUUGGCCUGCAUAAUUUUAGAACUAAUCAGCUAGAGGCGAUCAAUGCUGCACUACUUGGUGAAGACUGUUUUAUCUUAAUGCCCACUGGAGGUGGUAAAAGCUUGUGUUACCAGCUCCCUGCCUGUGUUUCUCCCGGGGUCACUAUUGUCAUUUCUCCCUUGAGAUCACUUAUAGUAGAUCAAGUCCAAAAGCUGACUUCCUUGGAUAUUCCGGCUACAUAUCUGACAGGUGAUAAGACUGACUCAGAAGCUACAAGUAUUUACCUCCAGUUAUCAAAAAAAGACCCGAUUAUAAAACUUCUUUAUGUUACUCCAGAGAAGGUCUGUGCAAGUAACAGACUGAUUUCUACUCUGGAGAAUCUGUAUGAGAGGAAGCUCUUGGCACGUUUUGUUAUUGAUGAAGCACAUUGUGUCAGUCAGUGGGGACAUGAUUUUCGUCCAGAUUACAAAAGAAUGAAUAUGCUUCGCCAGAAGUUUCCCUCUGUUCCAGUGAUGGCUCUUACUGCCACAGCUAAUCCCAGGGUACAGAAGGACAUCCUCACUCAGCUGAAGAUUCUUAGACCUCAGGUGUUUAGCAUGAGCUUCAACAGACAUAAUCUAAAAUACUACGUGUUACCCAAAAAACCAAAAAAGGUGGCAUUUGAUUGCUUAGAAUGGAUCAGAAAGCAUCACCCAUAUGACUCAGGGAUAAUUUACUGCCUCUCCAGGCGAGAAUGUGACACAGUGGCUGAUACAUUACAGAAAGAUGGUCUCGCUGCUCUGGCGUAUCAUGCUGGCCUCAGUGACUCUGCCAGAGAUGAAGUACAGCACAAGUGGAUUAAUCAGGAUGGCUGCCAGGUUAUCUGUGCGACGAUUGCGUUUGGAAUGGGGAUUGACAAACCUGAUGUGCGAUUUGUGAUCCAUGCAUCCCUCCCUAAAUCCAUGGAAGGUUACUACCAAGAAUCCGGCAGAGCUGGAAGAGAUGGGGAAAUCUCUCACUGCCUGCUCUUCUAUACCUACCACGAUGUGACCAGACUGAAGAGGCUUAUACUAAUGGAAAAAGAUGGAAACCAUCAUACGAAAGAGACUCACUUCAAUAAUUUGUAUAGUAUGGUACAUUACUGCGAAAAUAUAACAGAAUGCAGGAGAAUACAGCUUUUGGCUUACUUUGGCGAAAAUGGAUUUAAUCCUUAUUUUUGUAAGAAAUACCCAGAUGUUUCUUGUGAUAAUUGCUGUAAAACAAAGGAUUAUAAGACAAGAGAUGUGACUGAUGAUGUAAAGAAUAUUGUAAGAUUUGUUCAAGAACACAGUUCAUCACAAGGAACAAGAAAUAUAAAACAUGUAGGUCCUUCUGGGAGAUUUACUAUGAAUAUGCUGGUCGACAUUUUCUUGGGGAGUAAGAGUGCAAAAAUUCAGUCAGGAAUAUUUGGAAAGGGAUCUGCUUAUUCAAGACACAAUGCUGAAAGACUUUUUAAAAAGCUGAUACUUGACAGGAUUUUGGAUGAAGACUUAUAUAUCAAUGCCAAUGAUCAACCAAUUGCAUAUGUGAUGCCUGGAAAUAAAGCCCAACAUGUACUAAAUGGGCAUUUAAAGGUAGACUUUAUGGAAACGGAAAAUUACAGCAGUGUGAAAAAACAAAAAGCUUUCGUGGCAAAGGUAUCUCAGAGGGAAGAGAUGGUUAAGAAAUGUCUUGGAGAGCUUACGGAAGUCUGCAAAUCUCUGGGAAAAGUUUUUGGUGUCCAUUACUUUAAUAUUUUUAAUACUGUCACUCUCAAGAAGCUUGCAGAAUCUUUAUCGUCUGAUCCUGAGGUUUUGCUUCAAAUUGAUGGUGUUACUGAAGACAAACUGGAAAAAUAUGGUGCAGAAGUGAUUCCAAUAUUACAGAAAUAUUCUGAGUGGACAUUGCCAGCUGAGGACGAUUCCUCACGGAGAAGCCCCUCCAGCAGCAGAGGCACUGGAAGAAAUGCCCCUGAAGAGCUGGAUGAGGAAACACCCAUAUCUUCUCACUACUUUGCAAAUAAAACCAAAAAUGAAAGAAAGAGGAAAAGAAUGCCAGCCUCCCAAAGGUCUAAGAGGAGAAAAACUGGUUUCGGUGGUUCCAAGACAAAAGGCAUAGACCCCCCUAUGUUUGUGUUGUCUGUUGCAUAUAUCUGUGCAGAAAUUGACUGGCAAAUAAACUGGAUGUAGUCCUCACUCAGCUCAGCCAUUCUCAACCUGAUCCUUUUUUUGAAAUUGCUCUCUCAAAUAAAGAAGCCACCACCCGAGAGGGCAGUCCUGGAGAGGAUGACUUCACCCCGUCUGCACUGGGCACCUGAGAGCAUUGGGAUGCUGUCUAUGAGAAGGAGCUGCAAACUUUCCAAGAAUAUGGAGAUACCAGAGAAAUCUGGUUAUGGCUUGACUAAUAAGGUGGAGGCAGAAACACAAGAUUCCAUUGGAUGCAUCAGUGCUUGAUACUGGAAUGGGAAUGGCGUUUUACUGGCUGAACUUGUUGGUCUGAUAGAGAAGGAAAUGAGGGAAACUGGGAGAAAAUGAAGAUCUUGAAGAAUAUGGCUUGAGAUCACUAAAAGAAUAGGAGGCAAAAUUUGGUUUCUCUAAUAUUUCUGAAAUUGAUUACUCUCCUUCUGCAAUACAGCUUUCUGGAAGUAUUAUAGAGAAAAAAGGUUUAUCUAACAUUAUGUUGAACGUAGAAGACUUUUGGGGGCUUCCCUGGUGGCGCAGUGGUUAAAAAUCCACCUGCCAAUGCAGGAGACACGGGUUCGAGCCCUGGUCCAGGAAGAUCCUACAUGCUGCUGAGCAACUAAGCCCGUGCGCCACAACUACUGAGCCUGUGCUCUAGAGCCCGAGAGCCACAACUACUGAACCCGCAUGCCACGACUACUGAAGCCCAUGCGCCUAGAGCCCAUGCUCCACAACAGGAGAAGGCACUGCAAUGACAAGCUUGCACACCACAACGAAGAGUGGCCCCCACUCGCCGCAACUAGAGAAAAGCCCGCGUGCAGCAAUGAAGACCCAAUGCAACCAAAAAUUAAUUAAUUAAUUAAUUUUUUUUUAAAGUUAUAAAAAAAAGAAGACUUUUUGAAUCCUUCCACAAAGCUGUCUGGAUUUCAUAUUUAUAUUGACAAAGGAACUUUUGAUGCCAUAAGCCUUAAUCCUGACAAUGCAAUUGAGAAGAGGAAGCAACAUAUGAAAUCUCUCUCCAGGGUGAGAGAAUAAACCUGACACAGAAAAUGCAAGUGCAAGUAAAUGUUUAAUUUCUGGGAGAAGGGCCACGACUUUCUUCAGAUGGUCAAAGAGGCCAGCACCCCUAAAAAGUUA